AUGUUUGACGGGCAGCAAAGCCAGAACAAUUUUACAUACCCUCAACAACAACAAGUUGCUCCUCAGGAGCAAGGACCUUCCAACAUGAGCUUCUGGUCUACACAGCAAGAUACGAAUACGAAUGCCACUACUGGAAAUUAUUCAGCUCCUGCAACACAUGCAAACCAGAACCAGAACCAGAACCAGAACCAGAACCAGAACCAGAACCAGAAUCAGCAGUACAUGUAUGGUAACUCUAGUAAUACUAAUAUGGCUAAUCUGAUGACUACGCAUCCUACAAGUUAUAUUAAUAGCAGUUAUUUGACCUCUAAUACUAAUUUGCAGCCAAGUCAGACAGGUUUAUAUAAUAACAAUGGACCGAUUCCUCCUCACUUUCCAACUACCUCAACAAACUCAAAUAGUCCACCUGUUCAAGGUCAAAAUAAUCAAUAUUACCCUUCCAAAGCAAAUGAGGCCAAUAAUCCAAGCUACAACCAAUUUCCAGAGGCUGCUAACCAAUAUCAAAACAUAUCUUCACAGCAUCUUCAACAACCACAAUCAGCAAAUAUGAGUCAGCCAAUGGCAACAUCGCAGCAACAUAACGAUGUGCCUACCUCUAAUUUCUCCCAUUCUAACAUUAAUGUCAACUCAAAUGUAGGACAAAAUCAAACGUUGCAACCAAUGAGGCAACAAUUGACCGGUUACUAUCCAAACCCAUCUGAUCAGCACUUGAAUGUAGUACCAGCUUCAAACUAUACUCCUCAAAUUGAAGCCACUCCAAUAGGAACUAACAACGACUCAACACAACAGCGGCGCUUGGAGCCACAACAGACUGGGUUUUAUAUGAAAAAUAACCAAUUCCCGUCGGAACCGUUGAAGCCAAACGCAACGGGAUUUGUCAACUCUUUUGCCAAUAAUGGUAUUGAUCAAAACAUCAAGAUACCUCCUAUUAGAUUAUCUUUUUUAACCGCAGCUGACCAAUCUAAAUUUGAAAUUCUAUUCAGAUCAGUAGUUAAAAAUGGUUCGAAUACAGUAUCAGGAAUUGAUUGUAGAAAGAUCUUGAUGAAAUCUGGAUUACAACCAACACAGUUAGCAAGAAUUUGGUCUCUUUGUGAUACUUCGAAGGCCGGCGAAUUAUUAUUUCCUGAAUUCGCGUUGGCUAUGCACUUAGUAAACGAAGUAUUACAAGGAGACUCGAUCCCAUUUGAAUUAGAUACGAAAACAAAAAAUGAAGUCGAAAGUUUCAUUGAUGCAAUCAAUUUAGCUAUUGUUGAUGAUCUAGAUACAGGGACCAAUGCGGGACAAGCAACUGCAAAAACGCCGUUUGACAACCUUAUUACUAAUAAUAGCAACAAUAAUAACAAUACACCUAAUGUGCAGUCGCCAAAUACAACUGCAGCUACUGGUCAUAUCCAACCGCAGGUGACAGGAUUUAUCCCUGAUACAAGUUUUGGGCAACCAUUGAACUUACAUCCAACUGGUAUGGCACCAAUGUUUCCACAAAGUACAGGAUAUACUCCUCCAAUUCCACACACGACGGCGCCAACGAACAUGCCCGAUGGAUCUAAUGCUGUGCCACCACCAAUUCAACAACAGGGAACUGGGUAUCAUAUGCCUCCGCAAAUGACCGGAAAUGAUGGUAGUAAUGGUCUACAGAAUGUACCACCUAACACCUUAUCAGGUACUUUGCAGCCACAAAGUACUGGUUACAAUACAACCAAUAAUACUACACAACAGGGAUACAUGCCUCCUGCAAAUUCUACUGGCGAUAUAACACAAGCAGGACAACAGCCAUUACAGCAGAAUGCAACUGGCUUCGUUCCACAAACUUCAUUUGGUAUGCCAUUAUCUUUCCAAUAUACUGGUGGUCCUCUCACGAUCCAAUCACAGCAACCACAAAUUAAUUCUAUUAAUUAUAACCAAACAGGAAACGGUCCAUUGCAGCCUCAACCAACCGGUUAUUUACCACCAUCAAACUUCAACCCUACUGUUCCACUAGUAGCCCAAAAGACAGGCUUUGGUAAUAACGAGCUCUAUACGCAGUCGAGUUUCGUCAAUAAAGUAGUUCAAGAAGAAGAGCAGGAUGUUAUAACCCCAGAAGAAAAAUCCUUAUAUUACAAAAUUUUUGCUACUUAUGACUCUGAUAAACGUGGUUAUUUAGAUUCUCCAACUGCUGUUGAAAUUUUCAGAAAAUCAGGUUUAAGCAGAGGUGAUUUAGAACAAAUUUGGAAUUUAUGUGAUCGUGAUAACAAUGGACAAUUGAACAAACAGAGUUUGCCAUCGGUAUGCUAUUUUGUAUUCGGGAAAUUGAAUGGGAAAGAUUUGCCAAAUAAAUUACCAAAUAGUUUGAUACCAUCUAGUGCUAAAAUUUUAGAUUCUGUGAAAAAUCAAUUGAAAACUAAUAUUAAUAAUAAUACGGGCUCUCGCACUUUCACCAAAAACGAUGCCUUGAAUUAUAAAAAUGAUGAUUCAGUCAAUACUUUACCCAUCUUUAGAAACCGUAGAAAGACUAAUAGUUCACUGGGUAUUUCUGGUACAUCGAGUCUGUUAAAAGCGAAUACUACAACUACAUCUCCUCAGGCAACGAAUAAAACAAAUGAAAGGUCUGAAAAAGAAGUAAGACAGAAGAUAGAUAUAUUGCAAAGGCAAAUUGCUGAAAAAGAAAAAAUAUUAAGCAGACCAAUACCAGAAGAUCCUAUCAAAUCUAUAGAAAAACUUAAGGCUGAAAUUAAGAAUGUAUUCAAUUCCAGCCGUGCCAAUAAUCAAAACGAUCUUGAGAAAAGAUUCCAAUACCUGUUGACAAGACUUCCUGCAUUGUUUUCAGAGAUUAAUGAAGUAGAUAAUGCGAUUGCUGAUAAUAAAAUCAAAUUAUUACAAUUAAAAAAUCAACCUACUAUUAUUGGAACGGGUCCGAAUGGAGAAGUUACUGAGAAUGAUAGAAAGAAAGCAAGGACAAGGGCACUACUAAAGGUAAAAAUGAAUGCAUUGACAAAUUCGUCUACUGAAGUUUUUAGCGAUGAAAAGUUCAAACUAGCUUUGAAUGAAGUUAGAAACGAGCAUGACAAAAACCAAGGAAUUAUUGAUGAUAUUAGAAUGACUAUAAUGGAUAUGUCAGCAUCUGUAGCAACUUCUCUACAUCCUGGAGCGCCCAAUAUUGAUUCAUCUAGCUUUAAUAAAUGGGAAAUGGGGAUGGGGAUUGAACCGGAAGUUUCCUCACUUUUGAAAGAACUAAGGCAAACCAGAACUAAUGAAAGCACAGCUACAGUGGUUCAAGAGAGAUCUCCAUCUACUUUACUGACAUCUACUGAAGGGGACAUACCAAGGGACACUAAAGAUAAGAACGCUAUGUUCAAAGAAAAGAUGAAAAAGAGGAUGGCAGAAAAACUAUCCAGAAUUGAUGUCAAUGGGAGGAGAAGCCCAGAUAUGGUUAAUGCCAAGAACACCUUACUAAAUCGAGAUAGAGAUCAAACUGGACCAACAACUGCCGUACCUACUACAAUAACGAGUCCAUUUGAGGAUAAUAUAACUCAUCUUUCUGACAAUAAAGUUGUUAAUGAUAGCGCUGUUCCUAAAGGUAAUUUUUCUGGAACUGAUGAUGAUGUUGACGAAGAAGAAAAAAAAUUACUUGAACAAUUGCAAAAAAUUAAACUACGAAGAAAAGCAGAGAAAGAGAAGAAAGCUGCUGAAUUGAAUAAAACAACAGGUGCAAGCUAA
Messenger RNA from Naumovozyma dairenensis CBS 421, 3693 nucleotides. RefSeq lists its product as uncharacterized. Gene Ontology annotation, cellular component: mating projection tip; cytoplasm; actin cortical patch. Bases 1 to 3693 code for a protein of 1230 amino acids. Lineage: Eukaryota; Fungi; Ascomycota; Saccharomycetes; Saccharomycetales; Saccharomycetaceae. The record is from RefSeq and is a predicted model, not a curated record. Gene Ontology annotation, biological process: endocytosis; endosomal transport; actin cortical patch assembly. The transcript has a single exon. Gene Ontology annotation, molecular function: protein binding.